This is a messenger RNA of Momordica charantia (bitter melon), 840 nucleotides long. RefSeq names its product NAD(P)H dehydrogenase 18 (gene PNSB5). Gene Ontology annotation, biological process: response to oxidative stress. The record is from RefSeq and is a predicted model, not a curated record. Gene Ontology annotation, cellular component: chloroplast. Lineage: Eukaryota; Viridiplantae; Streptophyta; Magnoliopsida; Cucurbitales; Cucurbitaceae.
UAAAGAAGAUAAACCGGAAAAUGGCGCUCCGCUCUUCCCUUCCCCUUCUAUCGUCCAAUCCAGUCCCCAAAAUCGUCUUCAAAUCUUCUGAAAUUAGGGCCACGGCGUUCUCGAACAAAAGAUUGCUCGGUAAAUUGGCGACGAGAAGCGGCUCACGGCGGCUGAAUGCGGCAGGAUUGUCCCAGAUUGAACCCGAUUUAAACGAAGACCCUGUAGAUCGUUGGGAAACCAACAGUGUUAGCGCUGAAGAUUUUGAAUAUGGAAAAUACGAUGGACAUCACACUUACUUUGAAGGCGAGAAAAAAGGCACAUUCUGGGGAGCCAUUGCAGAUGAUAUUGUUGCAGUUGGACCACCAACAGGUUUUCAAGGCAUCAUCUCAUGGCUCUUCCUACCAGCAGUUGCUGCUGGAAUGUACUUCAAUUUACCGGGGGAGUAUCUGUACAUUGGAGCAGCUUUAUUUACAAUAGUAUUUUGCAUAAUUGAAAUGGACAAGCCAGACCAACCACACAACUUCGAACCUCAGAUAUAUAACAUGGAGAGAGGGGCUCGUGACAAGUUGAUAUCAGACUAUAACACCAUGGACAUCUGGGAAUUCAAUGAGAAGUAUGGAGACUUGUGGGAUUUCACUGUGAAAAAUGAUGAUAUAACAAAGAGAUGAUUAUAUAUUGCUCCCUUAGUAGUGGGAUGCCAGUGAACUCUUUAUCAAUUGUUUUUUUUAAUGAAAAUGUAUAUCAUAUGAUACUCUUUUUAGUCUUGUACUAUAGUGGGUGUAAAUUGUAAUUAUGAAUUGAACUUAUUAUCAUUCUUAUAGCAGGAAUUUCUCCUUAUAUUUCUUUUAA